Messenger RNA from Phaeoacremonium minimum UCRPA7, 483 nucleotides. Its product is annotated as putative 60s ribosomal protein l24 protein. Bases 1 to 483 code for a protein of 160 amino acids. NCBI's taxonomy places the organism in Eukaryota, Fungi, Ascomycota, Sordariomycetes, Togniniales, Togniniaceae. The transcript has 3 exons. The record is from RefSeq and is a predicted model, not a curated record. Gene Ontology annotation, molecular function: structural constituent of ribosome; mRNA binding. Gene Ontology annotation, cellular component: cytosolic large ribosomal subunit. Gene Ontology annotation, biological process: cytoplasmic translation.
AUGAGAACGUACGACGAUACCUUCUCGGGUCAGAGAAUCUACCCUGGCAAGGGUAAGCUCUUCGUCCGUGGCGACAGCAAGAUCUUCCGAUUCCAGAACGGCAAAUCCGAGUCUCUCUUCCUGCAACGAAAGAACCCCCGCCGCAUUGCCUGGACCGUUCUGUACCGCCGACAGCACCGCAAGGGUAUCUCUGAGGAGGUCGCCAAGAAGCGCAGCCGCAGAACCGUCAAGUCCCAGCGAGCCAUCGUCGGUGCCUCUCUCGAUGUGAUCAAGGAGCGACGAUCAAUGCGACCGGAGGCCCGCUCCGCCGCCAGACUGCAGGCCAUCAAGGAGAGCAAGGAGAAGAAGCAGGAGGCUGCUGCCGCCAAGAAGGCCGAGAAGGCAAAGAACGCCUCCAAGGCCUCCAAGGGCCAGACCCAACGCAUCGUCCCCAAGCAGGGCGCCAGGGGAGCACAGCAGAAGGUCGCCGCCAACACCCGCUAA